AUGCGUCGUCCCACGUGCUGCCACAUAUCCCUAGCUUUCGUGCUCAAAUUCCUCAACUUUCUUCAAGCUUUCAUCGGAGUUUCAAUCUUAGUCUACUCGGCAUGGAUGCUCAACCAGUGGAACAAUCACAUUCCGGUUGUCCCACAACCUUCGGCUCCUUCGCCAGACUCUUCGUCUUUCUCCUCCCUCUUGUUGAGCUCCGAAACGGCCAAGACUUCUGAUCAGAUCACCCCUUUGAAUUUUGCUGUCCAUUUGGUCUCUGGGUUCGAUGAGGGAUUGGGAUUGAAUUCAUUGAAGCUUCCCGCGCCUUGGUUUAUCUACACUUUUAUGGGAUUGGGCGUUUUGAUCUGUUGCAUUACUUUCAUAGGUUGUAUUGCAGCUGAAUCAAUUAACGGCUGCUGCCUGUGUUUUUACACAAUACUUAUAACAGUACUCACUCUACUAGAAGCAGCUUUGGUGGCAUUCAUUGCAAUUGAUCAUCGUUGGGAAAAGGAUCUUCCAUUUGACCCAACUGGUGAACUUGACAGUCUUCGAUCUUUUGUCCAAGAUAAUAUUGACAUCUGCAGGUGGGCUGGGCUCACUGUCAUCAUAUUACAGGCUUUAUCUCUACUACUAGCAAUGGUUCUGCGAGGCAUGGUUUCUACUUGCAAAGCUGACUAUGACGUUGAAGAUGAUUAUGAUUUUAGGGGUAGAACUAGGGAGCCAUUGUUAAAUAACCAGUUAAGCCAAGCGUCUGGAUCAACCAAGGGUGAUGGGAGAGGGACUCAUUCUGACAUUUGGAGCUCACGGAUAAGAGAUAAGUAUGGGUUGAACGCUGUGAAUCAGAAUGCAUCAGCAAGUUCGAAAUCCAAGCAGUGA
Messenger RNA from Prunus armeniaca (apricot), 858 nucleotides. NCBI's taxonomy places the organism in Eukaryota, Viridiplantae, Streptophyta, Magnoliopsida, Rosales, Rosaceae. The record is from the annotation of a GenBank genome assembly.